CUCCACCCACCCACCCACGAAAGGUACAAUCAUCAAAGUAUGCAGCGCCCCGUCGGGUCUCUGUCUCAAUUACCAUGACCCAGACCCAACGCAACGCAACGGAGCAUCUCUCCCAUUCACAAAGACCGUACACAGAGAGAGGAAGAGAGAGGGAGAGGUUCUUCCUUCCUGGAAGCAUCCCAAAGCCUAUUAAAGUUGCCCAUCCCCGAAGGAAGAAGCCCAAAGCCAAUUAAAGUUGCCCAUCCCAUCCCCGUCAAAAGUCCACCUCUUAUUCCUUUUCCUUUUUCCUCGUUUUUUCAGCUUCUCUUUUUUCUCGUUACAGCUGCAAUAGCUUCAGCUUGAUGAAGAAGAUUAUUAUGUAUUUGUAUACCAUGGCAUAAGCCCCCGCGUCUAGCAGACCCACCUUCCUAUCCGCUCUGAUUCUCUGCGGAUUACUCUACCAUUUCUUUUUUCGCCUUUCCCCCCUUCUCUUUUACCAAAAGGUCCAGAGAGAGAGAGAGAGAGAGCAGUCUCCCCCACCCAACCACACCACACCACAAAUAGUAAAGUGGUCUCCCACCUGACAUAGAGAGCGAGCGGAGAGCCAGCAUCCAUCCUCGCAUCGACAAAUCUUAAAAGCCCGCAGCUUUCUCUUCCAUUUAUUCGCCUCUCGCUUCAUCGAUCUCUUUCCUAUCCUGCACGAACACCGUCUGUAAAUGGAGAUGCGUUUACUUUCCCUGCUCUUGCUUUCUCUCCUCGUUUCUUUCUGCAGUGCCGACAUCUCAGAGAAGGUGGGCGUUUGCUACGGCCAGCUGGGGAACAAUCUCCCGUCUCCUCCCAAAUCCGCAGAACUCAUCAAAACCCUAAAAGCGAAACGCGUCAAAAUCUACGAUGCCAACCCAGAAAUCCUCCAAGCCCUUAGUGGCACCGACCUCCAGGUCUCCAUCAUGGUCCCCAACGAGCUCCUUGCCAACAUCUCCGCCGACCAGAAACUCGCCGACCACUGGGUCCGCACCAACGUCGUCCCCUUCUACCCCCAAGUCAAGAUCAGAUACCUCCUCGUCGGGAACGAAAUCCUCAGCUCCUCCGAUAACACCACCAAGUUCAGCCUCGUCCCGGCCAUGCGCCGGAUCAGACGCUCCGUCAAGGGCCACGAGCUCCGCAAGAUCAAAGUCGGUACUCCCCUGGCUAUGGACGUUCUGGAAUCGUCUUUCCCACCUUCCAACGGGACGUUCCGGUCCGAUGUCUCCGGCUCGAUCGUCAGGCCGUUGUUGCAGUUCUUGAACCGGACCAAAUCGUUCUUCUUCCUGGAUGUGUAUACGUAUUUCCCGUGGACGUCGGACCCGGUCAAUAUUAAACUCGACUACGCUCUGUUGGCGGCGAAGAACAUAACCUACACCGACCCGGGCACGGGCUUAACCUACACCAACUUGCUCGACCAAAUGCUGGACGCCAUCGUCUUCGCCAUGAAAAGGCUCGGGUUUCCGGAUAUUCGGUUGUUCAUAGCGGAAACCGGCUGGCCGAACGGUGGAGAUUUCGACCAGAUUGGUGUCAAUAUUUACAAUGCCGCCACUUACAACCGCAACGUCAUCAAGAAACUGACGGCCAAGCCGCCUGUCGGCACGCCGGCUCGCCCGGGAACGCUUUUCCCGGCCUUCAUAUUCGCCCUGUACAAUGAGAACCAGAAACCCGGCCCGGGCACGGAGAGGCACUUCGGGUUGCUGUACCCGAAUGGAUCGCAUAUCUACGGGAUUGACUUGUCGGGGAAGACGCCGGAGUCGGAGUACAAGCCGUUGCCGGCUCCGACGAACAACGAGCCUUACAAGGGGAAGAUAUGGUGCGUGGUGGCAGAGGGGGCGAAUCGGACCGAUCUGGCUUCGGCGUUAUCGUACGCUUGCGGGCAGGGGAAUCGGACAUGUGACCCGAUUCAACCCGGAAAAAAGUGCUAUAAACCGAAUUCGUUGAUCCGGCAUGCGAGCUACGCAUUUAGUUCGUAUUGGGCCCAGUUUCGAAAGGCUGGUGGCACUUGUUACUUCAGUGGGCUCGCCGUUCAGACCAUCAAGGACCCAAGUUACGGCCAGUGCAAGUUCCCAAGCGUUACUCUUUGAACUACCAGUGAUUUAAUUUGUUGGUGACAAACAACCCCCCCCCCCCCCCCCUCACUUUAAUAAUAAUUAUUAUUAUUAUUAUUGUUUAUUUGCGGGAUCACUCACUUUUUUGUUUUGUUUAGUUUAAUUUAAUUUAAUGUGUUUGCGUUGAGCCCACUUUUUUGUUUUGGUUCUACUACAACAUGUAACGGCUAUAAGAUUCUUUGUUCAGUAUUGCGGCGCACCCCAUUAAUGGAAGAACGGCCACAUUUGAAAUUC
Diospyros lotus (date-plum) is the source of this 2345-nucleotide messenger RNA. RefSeq names its product probable glucan endo-1,3-beta-glucosidase A6. The coding region runs from base 696 to 2087 and encodes 463 amino acids. The transcript has 3 exons. Gene Ontology annotation, biological process: carbohydrate metabolic process. Gene Ontology annotation, molecular function: hydrolase activity, hydrolyzing O-glycosyl compounds. Gene Ontology annotation, cellular component: plasma membrane. The record is from RefSeq and is a predicted model, not a curated record. Lineage: Eukaryota; Viridiplantae; Streptophyta; Magnoliopsida; Ericales; Ebenaceae.